Messenger RNA from Cajanus cajan (pigeon pea), 3150 nucleotides. Lineage: Eukaryota; Viridiplantae; Streptophyta; Magnoliopsida; Fabales; Fabaceae. The record is from RefSeq and is a predicted model, not a curated record.
AUGACCGCCUUAAGGAACCCUAAGGACCAUCCGCCAGAUCCAACGAUUAUGCGUGCAUGGCCACAUUCGAUUGAUCAGGAACCUACCAAAGGGAUUGUGUUGGAAGGGUGUUUGGCUUCUAAGUUGGGUGAGAAUCCCAACAAAAGCACCGAGAUGGAGAUGGCGAGUUCUUCGGAUGAAGAGAUGGAUGAAGAGAUCCAUAUAGAGCCACAGGGUUACAAGAUGGUCUCGGCAGAAGAAGCGAAUGGGCACUCAGGGGGGAUUUGGGUACUUGUGAAGAAAGGGAUAGAAGAUAUUGUGGAAUGUGUAGACACCAUGCCUCAGUGUGUUACUCUGAAGCUCUCUCGUGGAAAACAAAGAGGUGGGGUCUUCUCAAAAGUUCGUGCAUCUUUGUUUGCUGAGGGCUUAAAUGCUUGCAAUCUUCUUGAUCUUGAGUUCUUUGUGUCACGUGAACGUCAAGAGAGACCCUUUCGCUUCCAAGCGGCUUGGUGCACUCAUGAAGAGUAUGGACGAGUAGUUCAGCGUGCUUGGCGCAAAGGAGAAUGGUGUACUCAUGAUAGCACACUCCAAUGGGAAGCUAUCACGUUCUUCAAGGCUCUAUUUUGUUCUAAAGACACUACUAGUUUUGUGGCCACGGCCUGGAGUUCAGGAGGUCUUCCUUCAGAGGCUCAUAUGCAUCUUCUCGCCCCAAUUACCAAAGAAGAGGUGUAUCAGGCUCUUCUAAGCAUGAAAUCGUACAAGGCCCCAGGACCUGAUGGCUUUCAACCUAUAUUCUUUAAAAUGUAUUGGGAGGAUGUAGGUGAUAUGGUGUGGAGUUUUUUCGCAAAGGCUUUUUCCACUGGCAACUUUCCAGCCAGUGUCUCUGACACCUUAUUGGUUCUCAUUCCUAAAGGCGAGAGUCAACGCACUUUCAAAGACUUUCGCCCGAUCAGCCUUUGCAAUGUAAUUUACAAACUAGUGUCUAAGGUCCUAGUGAGUAGAUUACGCCCCUACUUAGACUCCAUUAUUCAUCCAUGGCAGAGUAGCUUUAUUCCAGGAAGAAGCACAAAAGAUAAUGCUAUAGUUCUUCAAGAGGUUGUUCAUCACAUGCACAAAUCAAAGAGCAAAACUGGUGACUUCCUACUCAAGCUUGACUUGGAGAAAGCUUAUGAUAGGCUUGACUGGGAUUUCCUUGAACAAACCCUCAAGUUAUAUGGGUUUCCGGAACGAAUUGUUUCACUAAUCAUGCAUGGCAUUACCUCUACUAGUUUGUCUCUACUUUGGAAUGGCAACAAAUUGGAUGGGUUCAAACCUAUCAGAGGACUUUGCCAAGGCGACCCUUUCUCACCCUAUCUCUUCGUUCUUUGUAUGGAGUGCCUUGGCAUUAUGAUUCAGCAAGAAGUGGAAGAGGGCACUUGGAAACCCAUCCAAUUAACUAGACAUGGCCCAAAAUUGUCCCAUAUCUUUUUUGCAGAUGAUGUCUUGCUGUUUGCUAAAGCAGAAAAAGAGCAGGCUAUCACUAUCAAUAGAAUUAGCAUUCAAAAAUCCCAAGCAUUGGCUUCGAAAGGUGUGACAAGUCAACGAAAGGAAACAAUUACCACUGUUACUCAAAUCCGUUUUACCUCUAGGAUUGAAAAUUACCUGGGGUUUCCUACGUUUCAAGGUCGAAUCCAUCGCCGAGAUUUUAUGGCACUUAUUGAAAGGGUGAACUCAAAGUUGACUGGCUGGAAGAGUGCAUUGUUAAACAAGGCAGGCAGGGUUACUCUCGCCAAUUCAAUUCUCACGGCAUUACCUUCCUAUGGCAUGCAAUUAUACUGGUAUCCUCAAUACAUUUGUGAUUUUAUUGACAAGUCAGUCCGUUCUUUUAUUUGGCAUAGUAGGGAAGACUCACUCUUCUUAUCCAAGAAGAAGUUAGGUUCACCAACUUGGAGGGCCAUCAUUCAGGCGUUGGCUCUUUUGGAAGAUGGUCUAGUUCUCAAGUUGGGCAAUGGAGAGAUCGAUGUUUGGCAGGAUGUAUGGGUGGGUAAGGAACCACUAGCGACGUCUGUCCCGUGGGUGGAUAUUCACGAUUCUGGGUUGCGAGUCAAAGAUAUUUGGGAUGGCACCUCAUGGCGGCUGGACCAGCUUUACACACAUUUUUCUGAGACUUUUCGUCUCAAGAUAUCUUGUUUAACUCCGCAUCUUGUCGUAGGUGUGCCAGACUUGUGGACUUGGGCACCUGAUAUCUUUGGGAAGUACACGGUACGAUCAGCUUACAGGUGGCUAAUAGAGGAUCAUGGGUUGGAAACCUCUGCAGGUUGGAAUUGGAUUUGGAAGUUGUCACUUCCAGCUAGUUUGUGUUUCUUUCUUUGGCAGAGUUGUCAUCUGGCUCUACCUAUUAAGGAGGUUCUUUGUCAACGUGGCAUCUUGGCUUCCAAUACCUGCCCUAAGUGUAACUCUGCCGUUGAAAGCUUUGAGCAUUGUUUCUUUACUUGUCCAAUGGUGCAGGAGGUGUGGAAGCGAUCUGGUUGCAAUUUCUCAACACCUACUCUUGAUGAGACACAUCGUAGUUGGCUUGAGAAGCGGGUGCAGACGCAUGGAGCUCUGUUUAUAAUUAUCAUGUGGUUCAUCUGGUGCCACAGGAACAGACUCAUCUUUGAUCAGGUGGAUUGGAACUUAACAUCUAUUCUAGCUCAAGUAAAUGCUUUACUUCAAAUCUCUGUUUCUGCUUUUACGAGUAUUGACUGCUCGCAUCGACCUCUACCCCGUUUGGUGCAUUGGAUUCACCCCCCACUGGAUUCAGUGGCUCUGAAUGUGGAUGGGAGUAGGAUUGGCACGCUUGGUAGAGGGGGCUUUGGUGGCUUGUGUCGGAACCAUGAAGGACAGUUCCUCUUUGGCUUUUAUGGCUUUUUGGGGGAGGUUUCUGUUCUUCAAACAGUGAUCUUAGCUCUUCUCUACGGUCUUCGUCUUUGUUGGGAUAAAUGGUUUCGAAAGAUUAUUUGUUAUUCAGACUCUACUUUGGUGGUAUCUCUCUUACAGGGACCUAUUCCAAUGUUUCAUCGCUACGAAAAUCAGCUCAUGGAGAUUCAUCAGUUGCUCAAUUGUGACUGGACUUGCACUGUUGUUCACACUUUACGUGAGGGUAAUAGUUGCGCAGAUGCUUUUGGCUCGAAUGGGAGCUUUAGGAAAUGA